Messenger RNA from Scophthalmus maximus (turbot), 1176 nucleotides. Its product is annotated as odorant receptor 131-2-like. Gene Ontology annotation, biological process: G protein-coupled receptor signaling pathway. The record is from RefSeq and is a predicted model, not a curated record. The coding region runs from base 117 to 1070 and encodes 317 amino acids. Gene Ontology annotation, cellular component: membrane. NCBI's taxonomy places the organism in Eukaryota, Metazoa, Chordata, Actinopteri, Pleuronectiformes, Scophthalmidae. The transcript has a single exon. Gene Ontology annotation, molecular function: G protein-coupled receptor activity.
UUGUGCUUUUGGAUUCAACUGUUCUUUCACUGUUUUCAGAAAACGUGAGGUCAAAGGUUUAUUGUGCUUCUCGUUGCAGCUCCGUCGACAGGUUGAUAUUUAAAUGCUUCUCUGAGAUGUUGCGGGCUCGUCAGUCUCAGGGCAACGUGACGGUUGGACUGGUGUUUCUGGAGAGAGUGUUGUUUUCCACUCUGGCUACGGCACCGUACUGCAUCUUCUUCUUCAUUAACGUCACCUUGUUGUUCACCCUGAGGAGCAAAGCCUUGUUCCGUGACUCCUCACGUUACGUCCUGUUGUUCAACCUGGUGAUGGCAGACACGCUGCAGAUGACACUGAGCCAAUUACUGUACCUGCUCGCUGUCUGCCGAGUGCUGCUGACGUACCCCGUCUGUGGUCUGCUGGUCAUGUGCGCCAGCCUCACCAAUGAAAUCUCUGCCCUCACGCUGGUGGCUAUGUCACUGGAGAGAUACGUGGCCGUGUGCUACCCACUGAGACACGCCGCCAUCGUCACCAUCAGGAACACCGCCGUGGCCGUGGCCGUUGUCUGGCUCUCCAGUUUACUAAACGUCCUCACUCGGGUUCUGCUGCUGUUAGACUUUCCCUUCGAGAAGCUGGACACGCUGCAGAUGAGCAACUUUUGCAGCUUAUUUGUCAUGUUCCUCGGGUCGAUGUCCGAUGAUUACGACAAAGCCUACACCUGUUUUCUGUUUGUCUCUGCGACCGUGACGAUCGCCUCCACCUACGUGGGCGUGAUGGUCGCCGCCAGGUCGGCGUCUGCGGACAAAGCUUCGGCUCGUAAGGCUCGUAACACGCUGCUGCUGCACCUGGUGCAGCUGGGCCUCAGUCUGCUGUCCACCAUGCACAACGCCAUGCUUGUCGCCGUGUCAAAAAUUGUCACGAUGUACAUGCUCCUGCGCCUCCUGAAUGUUUUUUAUGUGUUCAUCAUGUUGCUGCCGCGGUGUCUGAGCUGCCUCAUCUACGGGCUCAGAGACAAGAGCAUCAGGCCCGUGCUCCUGUUCCACCUGUGCUGUCGUCUGAAGGUGUCGACCAAGACUCAGGUCUCGCCCUGAGACAAAGGCCACGAGUUCACCUCUGUGUGUUCGUCACGUGUUUAUUAAAGAGCAAGAAACAAAGAGGGAACUCGUGUUUGUGAAAGAUGACAUGUUUAUAAUUAAG